Molecule: messenger RNA, 1064 nt
Organism: Myotis davidii
Lineage: Eukaryota; Metazoa; Chordata; Mammalia; Chiroptera; Vespertilionidae
Gene: MRPL19
Product: mitochondrial ribosomal protein L19
Exons: 6
Coding region: 30-908 (292 amino acids)
Biological process (GO): translation
Cellular component (GO): ribosome; mitochondrial large ribosomal subunit
Molecular function (GO): structural constituent of ribosome
Source: RefSeq, a predicted model, not a curated record
AGUUGUAGUUUCUACCUGUGCCAGCAGGCAUGGCGGCCUCCAUGGCGGGAGGAUGUGGAGUAGCAAUGGGUCUAGCCCGGAGCGUUGGAGCCGUCAGGGCGCUGCGCCCUGCGCCGACCUCCGUCGCCCGCUGCGCCCGCGCGGGGCCGGGCCGGCAGCAGAGCACUGGACCUUCGCAGCCCGACGCGUUCAAGCCGCCCCCCAAGCCCGUGAUCGUGGACAAGCGCCGCCCCCCGCGCCCGGAAACCCGGUUCUUGAGUCCUGAAUUCAUUCCUCCAAGAGGAAGAACAAAUCCUCUGAAAUUUCAAAUAGAAAGACAAGAUAUGUUAGAAAGGAGGAAAGUGCUCCACAUCCCAGAGUUCUAUGUCGGGAGCAUUCUUCGUGUUACUACGGCCGAUCCAUAUGCCAGUGGGAAAACCAGCCAGUUUCUGGGGAUUUGCAUCCAGAGAUCAGGAAGAGGGCUUGGAGCGACGUUUAUCCUCAGGAAUACUAUUGAAGGACAAGGUGUUGAGAUUUGCUUUGAACUUUACAAUCCUAGAAUCCAGGAGAUCCAAGUGGUCAAAUUAGAGAAGCGGCUGGAUGACAGCUUGCUGUACUUACGAGAUGCCCUUCCUGAGUACAGCACUUUUGAUGUUAAUAUGAAGCCAGUACUGCACGAUUCUGGCCAAGAAGUUCCUAUUAAUCAGCUGAAAGUAAGGAUGAAGCCUAAGCCCUGGUCCAAACGCUGGGAGCGUCCAAAGUUUAAUAUUAAAGGAAUCAGAUUUGAUCUUCACCUAACUGAAGAGCAAAUGAAAAAAGCUCAGAAGUGGAGUCAGCCGUGGCUAGAGUUUGAUAUGAUGAGGGAGUAUGAUACUUCAAAAAUUGAAGCUGCAAUAUGGGAUGAAAUUGAAGCAUCAAAAAAGUCGUGAUCUAAACAUGUAUUUACCUCCUUGCAGAAGAUGUACUGACUCUCAGUAUUUUUUUUAGAGACCAGUUUAAUUUCAUAUAUAAGGACAUAUUAAAUCAACUAAGUAUUCAUUAUAUGAGUACUGUUAUAAGAAAAAUAAAAUUAGCACAUCAGUUUA